Elgaria multicarinata webbii is the source of this 2791-nucleotide messenger RNA. Its product is annotated as gastrula zinc finger protein XlCGF57.1-like. Gene Ontology annotation, biological process: regulation of DNA-templated transcription. NCBI's taxonomy places the organism in Eukaryota, Metazoa, Chordata, Lepidosauria, Squamata, Anguidae. The transcript is spliced from 4 exons. The record is from RefSeq and is a predicted model, not a curated record. The coding region runs from base 5 to 1639 and encodes 544 amino acids.
AGAGAUGGCUUCGGGGGCGCCCGCCCAGGUGAUGUUUGAGGACGUGGCCGUCUAUUUUUCAGCGGCUGAGUGGAUGGAGCUGGCGGAGUGGCAGAAAGACCUGUAUCGGGCCGUGAUGGUGGAGAACUAUGAGGUGGUCGCUUCGCUGGGCCAUCUGUCCGUCAAGCCAGAGCUCAUCUGCAAAAUAGAGCGAGACGAGGAUCCGUGGAUGGAGGAGCCCCGGGAAGCCCCCAAGUGGAAGAGGCCCCAGAGCCCCUGGCUGGGAGAUGGAAUUAGGAUGGCAGAGGAGGAGGAGGAAGGCGAAGGGGUGGGCCCAAUCCGGCAGCGCGCGGCCCGGCGGAAGAGAAGGAAGAAGGCCCCCUCUCCCGGGACGGAGAAGCCGGUGACCCGGGCGGAACAAGCGGCCCCCGUGCCGGAGAAGGGCGGCGUCUCGCGGGGGAAGCUGAAGGCGAACCCGCCCAAGUGCCCGGAGUGCGGCAAGAGCUUCCUGAGCAACGUGGCCAUGACCAUCCACAUCCGGACCCACACCGGGGAGCGGCCCUUCCGGUGCCACCUGUGCCCCAAGGGCUUCCCCUCCAUGGGGGACCUCAAGCGGCACAUCAAGACGCACCUGCGCAAGACGGGCGCCCCGGAGAGCGGCCCCUCGGGCCCCAGGGCCAAGAAGUGCCUGACGGCCAAGCUGCAGCUGCUGCGCCAGCUGGGGGCCGCCCCGGGCCCCAAGAAGCCCCACACCUGCGCCCAGUGCGGCAAGAGCUUCGGCAAGAGGCAGGACCUGCGCAAGCACGAGGGCACCCACUCCCCGGCCCGGCCCUUCGCCUGCCUGCAGUGCGGCCGCCGCUUCCGGCUCAAGCAGAUCCUGGUGGCCCACCUGAAGGUGCACGUGGGCGAGCGGCCCUUCGCCUGCGGCCAGUGCGGCAAGCGCUUCAGCCAGAAGCACCACGUGGAGAGCCACCAGCGGGUGCACACGGGCGAGAAGCCCUUCGCCUGCACCACCUGCGGCAAGCGCUACUCCCAGAAGCAGCCGCUCAUCAGCCACCUGCGCCUGCACACGGGCGAGCGGCCCUACCGCUGCGCCGAGUGCGGCAAGGCCUUCCGCAACCAGGCCACGCUGACCAUCCACAACCGCAUGCACACCGGCGAGCGGCCCUACCGCUGCCUGCUCUGCGGCAAGGCCUGCAGCCAGCUGCAGCACCUCAAGAGCCACCAGCGGGUGCACCGCGGGGAGCAGCACCUGAUCGCGGCCGGCGACGGCAAGGCCCUGGCCCUGAAGAAGGCCCGCGAGGUGCAGGAGAAGCCCUACCCGUGCGCCGCCUGCGAGAAGCGCUUCCGGGACGAGGCGAUCAUGAAGGCCCACCUGAAGACCCACCAGGAGAAGAAGGCGCCCGCCAGAGGCCGAGCCGUAACCAGCGGGGCCGGCACCGGGCACCCCCCGCCUCUCCCUGCUCGGACCCCCCAAACCCUGCCGGAGCUGAAAGCGGGGCGCCGAGGAAGAGGCAGGGGCAAGAAGCAGCCCGCCGCCCCCGCCACCACCCAGCCGCCGGGCGCCGCGACCGGGAAGGGCGCCGUCAGGUGCGCCGACUGUGGCAGGAAGUUCACGCAGGCGAAAUAUCUCACGCUUCAUCGGAGGAGCCACCGGUGAGGGGGGCUGGUUGCCGCUGGACGUGAGACGCUGGGGGUGCAUUUGAGGGAAACCGUGUGAGCAGAACCUUUGUUUGGGGCAGCUAGUGUGUGAAGAGUGCAGGAUGCAACCUUUCAGCUUAUACAGCAAUCUUCUUCCGGCCAAAUGGUUGUGUGCUACCUCCAGUAUCCGAGGAAGUAAGCCUGUGUGCACCAGUUGCUGGGGAACAUGGGUGGGAGGGUGCUGUUGCAGCACGUCCUGGCUUUGUGGGUCCCUGGCCGACGGCUGGUCGGCCACUGUGUGAACAGAGUGCUGGACUAGAUGGACCCUCAGUCUGAUCCAGCAUCAGGGCUCUUCUGAUGUUCUUAUAUGCUGAAGAUAAUGGGGCUGGAAAAAGGUAUGUUUCUAGCUAGGGCUUUUAAUGGAUUUUUAGCACUGCUCCGCCACAAAUUCAUAUUUUUUGCCUUCCCUCUUUGGCUAGAGGGAACCUCCAGCCUGAAGAAGAUUUCUGUGAAACUUGCAAGCUUUCAUCUUUUGCACCAGUUAUUCUAAAUGAACGUCUUUUCUCAGUUUCUCUGUUUUUUAUUCGGUGGAUCCAGCUUGGCUACUAUGAAUUUGAACUCUUUGUCUUAGCUCUGGAACUAGCAGGAGGAGAACACAGCAAGCCUUGGUGACUUGUGGCGGAGGCCAUGGGGCGACUGUGCCGCGUGGGAAACGUCCAGCUCAAACAACAACAGCAGCAAACACCUCGCCCCAAGCCAGGACAACUCUUCUACUGAACCCGCCUGAACUGGCGAUGUCCAAAGCAGGAGAGAUCAUGGGAUUCAUGCCGUAGGAAUGGAUGGCGGCCACUAGCAGAGGUGGUGUUUUAAAAGGGUUACUCCAAAGCCUCGAGGACAGGGCUGUCCUUAGCUGUCAAUAGUUCAGCAAGAACAUAGGAAGGAUAGGAAGCCAUCGGACUCCACUUUUGCUGCAGUGGCCAGCAGGGCUUCUCCAGGGUUUCAGGUGGGCGUCAUCCCCAGCCCUGCCCAGCAACCUGGCCCCUUUUGCAUGCCAAGCAGGUACUCUACCGCUGGGCUUUUCCCCAAUGUUCACGGGCAGCGAUUGCAGUUUCCCAGAUGCAAGGAACAAAAAGGUGCAGGAUGCAAUCUUAGGUUGCAGAGCAAUCUUCCU